Messenger RNA from Exophiala dermatitidis NIH/UT8656, 3760 nucleotides. Its product is annotated as phosphate-repressible phosphate permease. The record is from RefSeq and is a predicted model, not a curated record. Gene Ontology annotation, biological process: phosphate ion transmembrane transport. Lineage: Eukaryota; Fungi; Ascomycota; Eurotiomycetes; Chaetothyriales; Herpotrichiellaceae. Gene Ontology annotation, cellular component: membrane. The transcript is spliced from 7 exons. The coding region runs from base 1828 to 3564 and encodes 578 amino acids.
UUUUCCUCCUACCACCUCCUACAGUGUAGUUGGUGCCUACCAUUGCUCUAUCGUUCUGCUCCAAGAGGGUGCUCUCACUCACUCCCUUGCUCCUACUCCACAGCUGAUGUAUCGGCCGCGUGGAUCUAGAUGGUUCGCCAAGUUGCUUUGCAAGAUGUCCUAAUUCCACUUUCAGUCCGUGCUCACAGCCGACAUGGGUCCAAUCCCAGGUAUACCAGGGAUGGCUACCCUAAUAAUGCAUCUGCUUACAGACGAAAGCAGCCUAUCACAAAUGUCUGGACAGGGUAAGCGAGUUUGAACGGAGCGCCCAGUUAUUCUAGAAGCCUUCUUGGAGGAUCCGUGGUCCGCUUGUUCGGCGGCAGAGGAUCGCCCAGGCCAUGUCAACCCAGACAUCGCUUGACACUAAUCUGAUGGAUCAGCGAUCCCAUGCAGUGCACCACCACGGCAGGUACAGUAUCUCCUCCUCCAGGCCUCCCUUUGAACCAAACUCGUCCUGCGAGAGAUCAAUGCUAUCCACAACAAUGAUAGACGAUAGGUGGAAACCCCGAAACCCAGUGAUGGUGAUGGCUGUCACUUGCACUUGCUGGGAUGUCUCCACGAAUUGAAGCUCCGUGGGCUGGACCUCUCGUCUGUCCUUCGCAGAGAUCAUGAGAUUCGCCACCAGCCAAGACGAACUUGGAAUGACUACCACACUUCGGACGGUUCCUACACUAUCUGUAUGGAAGCUACCAUUCUCAAGUUCUUGUGUGCAGCGAAUCUGGCUCAUUCAGGUCGUAUGCACUUUUUCUACGCCUGGCCAUACAUGGCCGAAUCCAACAACUAAUUUCUAAAAAAAAAUCCCCGCGAUGGAAACUAACCGCAGACUGCGUGUCUUCAGAAUCUUCCAGGGUUACAUUCUCUGGUCAGGACGCUCAGGUCACCGGUGAACAUAGCUGGGUCGGGAAUAUCUGGAGUCUAGCAAGGCUGCAUGUUGAUCAACUCUGUUCGAGUGGUGAGUCCACGUGGGCAACAUAUGCAGACCCAGUUGGUCCCGUAUGUCCUGGGGCCAUAGUUCUUGCGACACCACCGACAGACCACGUCGCCCAUAUGCGGACCACAAAUGGUGCCCCGGGGGUAUCAGGCGGGUACCCCAGGCGGACCUGGUGCGUUGCCCGGCCAGACUACAAACGCUGUCAAACUUGAUCGAGGCAGCUACUCGGGUAGAGAGUGUCUGGUCGUUGAAGUACACGUGGGAGGGAAAGGGCUCCUGAUUAGUCGAAACAACCUCUGCUAAGCUCUCCGGGCUUGGCACUUUUGGCGGCGCGGCGGAAUUCCACCCGGUCUUCUUGGCACUCGAUUCGGCCUGGCCCCUGUCCUGUCGCCCCAAACACUCGACUCUGGUUCGCUCCUGGGCUAAAUCACGCCAGCUGGUCUGCCUUGUCCAGAAGCGCCAAGCCAUCCAUUCCAGCGCUCUACAAGCUUGGUACACUUGGCGAGUUGCUUCUGGUGUCUAGUGGUCAGAAUAUGCUUCCCGUUUGUCGGUUGAGAUGGUGCCAUCUGCUACAUCGCGACGGUUUCUAUCACAUGAGAAGUAUCCACCCUCCUUUUCGUCGAGGACCACUUGGGUCUGGUCUAGUUCGACGAGUAUAGGGACCGCACAAGGCGUUGUUGCGACCAUGGGGCGUCCACGUUGCGUCCACAUUGGCGCUGAAGGGAGAAGAGAAAAAGACAACUUCUAGUCGCGUAUCUGGCAAUAAAAAGGGCGCUUCCCUCCCGUCGUUUCCUACUUCCCCAGCGUCGUCUCCUCGUGCCUCAACUGGACAAGAUCCGACUGACCCAAAGGACAAGAUGUAUCUCCAUCAGUUCGACUACCUCUUCGCCAUCGGCACUAUCUUUGCCUUCCUCGAUGCCUGGAACAUUGGUGCCAACGAUGUCGCCAACUCGUUCGCGACCUCCGUGUCGUCGCGUUCCCUGACGUACAUCCAAGCCAUGUUUAUUGGCUCCGUGAUGGAAUUCACAGGAAGUAUCGCUGUGGGCGCCCGUGUGUCAGACACCAUCCGAACCAAGAUCAUAAAGGUCGACCUGUUUGAAGACAAUCCCGCGCUGUUGAUGUUGGGCAUGGUGUGUGCCGUGGUCUCAUCUUCCCUCUACUUGACAUUUGCCACGAGAUUUGGCAUGCCUGUCUCGACCACACAUUCCAUCAUGGGUGGUAUCAUCGGAAUGGGCAUUGCAGUGGUUGGCACGGACGGAAUCCAGUGGUGGGGUGGAAAUGUCAACUCGGGGGUGGUCCAAGUCUUCCUUGCCUGGGUCAUUGCUCCUGUCCUUUCCGGCUGCUUUGGUUCCAUCGUCUUCCUGAUCACCAAGUAUGGGGUUAUGCUGCGGAAGAACCCGGUCUACAAGGCAUUUAUCACGAUUCCCAUCUACUUCGGCAUCACGUCCGCCCUCCUCACCAUGCUCAUCGUCUGGAAGGGCGGCUCUUCCAGGAUCAAGCUCAACAACAGCGAAACCAUCGGCGUCAUCUUUGGCGUGGGUAUCGGUGUCGCCCUUCUUGUGACAGUCUUCUUCCUUCCGUGGCUGUACCGAGUCCUGCUCAAGGAAGAUUGGCAGUUGAAAUGGUAUCACAUUCCAUUGGGUCCUCUGCUCCUCCGCCGGGGUGAAGCUCCUCCUCCCCCAGAAGGCCGUGGCGUGGUACAAGAUUACUACCGUGGCCAUCUGACCAUGGAGGAACUUCAAGCCAAGCGUGCGGCCGCGCAAGCCAAGCUCCGGGACAUCGAGCACGGUGGCGCCAGCGACAAGGAGGUCCACGCCUCGGACGACGCGAUCCACUCGGACAGCGAAGCCACCACACCUCCCACUGGCAGUGUUGCCGAGCCUCACACAUACUCGUUUAUCGGGCCUCGCCCGGAAGGAAGCAACCUGCGGCCCGCAGUGAUGUUUUGGUGGUUCAAACGCAUCUUCUUCCAUGGGGUCGAGAAGGACGUCAUCAGCUUGCAGAACAAGCGCAACAUCCUGACGGGUGAUAUCGAGGCGACCCACGCGCAUGCCGCUCACUACGACAACAAAGCCGAGUACAUGUAUUCGUUCCUCCAGGUCAUGACGGCGGCCACAGCCUCCUUUACCCACGGCGCCAACGAUGUGUCCAACGCUGUUGGACCGUAUACCACCAUCUACUACAUCUGGGCCAACAAUCAACUCAAAUCCAAGACCCCUGUACCUUACUGGAUUCUGGCCUUUGGUGGUGGUGCUAUAGUGAUUGGUCUCUGGACCUACGGCUACAACAUCAUGCGCAAUCUGGGUAACCGCAUCACGCUCCACUCACCUUCGCGAGGUUUUUCCAUGGAGUUGGGUUCCGCUGUCACGGUUAUCAUGGCCACCAGACUCAAGCUCCCCGUUUCGACCACUCAAUGUAUCUCGGGUGCCACCGUCGGUGUUGGUCUCUGCGCUGGAACAUGGCGGACCAUCAACUGGAGAAUGGUGGCCUGGAUCUACAUGGGUUGGAUCAUCACGCUUCCCGUAACCGGUGUCAUUUCCGGAUGCAUCAUGGGCAUCAUCAUCAACGCUCCACGCUGGGGUGUUGCAUUGUAAACAUGAACAAUGCGGGUUGUGAAAAAGGAGAUGGUUCUUGUUAGAAGGCUCGGAUUCUGUCACCCUUUGGCUGCAUGGGACGACGUGGGUGAGUUUGGUAGCGUUUGAGGGUCUGAAGAGCCGAGCAGAGUAGCACAGUGGAUGUAGGGGAUCAGCUGGGGGAAUUCCACCAUAAGCAAUCAAUUAAUCAUUACAA